This is a messenger RNA of Culex pipiens pallens (northern house mosquito), 1459 nucleotides long. RefSeq lists its product as uncharacterized. The transcript has 2 exons. NCBI's taxonomy places the organism in Eukaryota, Metazoa, Arthropoda, Insecta, Diptera, Culicidae. The coding region runs from base 1 to 1392 and encodes 463 amino acids. The record is from RefSeq and is a predicted model, not a curated record.
AUGGCGGCCAUCGGAAUACCUCUGUUCAUACUCUCCAAUGCUCUUUCAUCGUCGACUUACGAUCUUCGGGCAUUGGAUUACAGUCUAAACGCCAUCGAGUUCCAGGCUAGCAUCAAACCAGGAGUGUUUAGCUGUAUUUUUUACGACGUUGCUCCUCAGAAGUCCACCAACAACAUCUUUGACGCCAUCUUGAAAUCUCCCCGAUUGGACCACGUGGCCAAAUAUGUGGUCAACGGAACCUACCACGAUGGGUUGCAAAAUCUUCCCUGGAAUCCGUCACUGCUGGUCAUUCACUCGGGGAAUGAUGUUGAGCAUUUGAAACGGGCGGACACUGUUUGGAAUGUGAACAAGGUGCUGGAGUUGUUCAACCCAACAACCAAAGUGCUCACUUUUGUGAAUCUUUCCAAUUGGUUGCUGAAGGAGGAAAUGAAACAACGCAUGAUUAUUUUUGGUUAUACUAGCACAGUAUUUUUCGACAGCCAAACGCUGCAUUCUGUUCAUUGCAAUGCAGGGAUGUAUUGCUUGGAGUGGUCAGUUGCCAAGCAUCUCUUCUCAACGCUGUUCACGAAUGAUCCAAUCCUUCUCGUAGUAUGUGGGUUUGAACGGAACGAUCUUCACCGAGCUGGUCGCUCGGAGAAACUCGUGUUCAUCUCGUUGAUCGUACUGAUGUUUUUCGUCACAAACGCCUUCGAAUCCAAGAUCGUGUCACUAAUGAUAAGCAAACCGUCCAUCCAACGCAUCAAAACUCUAGAUGACCUCGUCCAGUCCGAUCUCAAGCUGUACGAAGAUCUGGAAAGCAAGACUUACUUGAUCAACGACUCAAUCAUCGGUGGUUUAGUAGUACAGGGAAGCAUGCCAGAGUUGUCGGACACCAUUCCUGGCAUUUGCAUGCUGUGGCAUCGGGAAUUCAUCGGGUUGCGCGAGGAAACAGCGUUCGACUUUGACCGGAUGCAACCGUUCUACGUGGUGCUGGAUUACGACCUCUACAACGGUCCCGAAGCAUACGUCACCUUUUGGCGCAGUUCGUUCCUGGAAGUAUUUCGCUACAUUCACAUAACUCUGGUGGAGGCUGGAUUGAUGGACUUGUGGAAGCAGCAGUGGCAGGAUGAUAUGCGGUACGUUUUGGCUGGUCACCGGCCGAGGGAGGUCAUCGGAGCCAAAGUGGAUCUCAACUUUGACGACAUACAACCAGCAUGGAUGAUUCUGGCGGUUGGGUUGGCCAUCGGCGUUGCUGCAUUCGUUGGAGAGCAUCUUAGGAAGUGGUGCGAGUUCCGAUGGUCGAAGGUGUAUUGUUUAUGUGUGCGUUGUCAUCUUUUGCUCUCUCAAACGUACAUUCGAUGCAAAAGAAAGACGGACAAAAGAGGGAAUACAAAUCUCAAAAUAACAAAAUAAUAAGGAAUAUAGCUUAGAGCUACCGUCAUCUGGGGCGAAUCGGGAUUCACGGGGUAAAUUAGGACAG